Messenger RNA from Lacerta agilis (Sand lizard), 1606 nucleotides. It is a transcript of the gene MKNK2, whose product is annotated as MAPK interacting serine/threonine kinase 2. The record is from RefSeq and is a predicted model, not a curated record. Gene Ontology annotation, molecular function: calcium/calmodulin-dependent protein kinase activity; calmodulin binding; calcium-dependent protein serine/threonine kinase activity. Gene Ontology annotation, biological process: peptidyl-serine phosphorylation; intracellular signal transduction; protein autophosphorylation. Gene Ontology annotation, cellular component: cytoplasm; nucleus. The transcript has 14 exons. NCBI's taxonomy places the organism in Eukaryota, Metazoa, Chordata, Lepidosauria, Squamata, Lacertidae. Bases 185 to 1591 code for a protein of 468 amino acids.
CGUGCAGAGCCCGGCUGUGCCUUUUCCAUCUACAGUGGCGCCAGCACUGCGGAGCCCGAGCUCGGGUCUCCAUUGGCAAACCCGGACUAGCUUCACCCCAAUUUUUUUUCCUCCUCCCCGCAUUUAUUUUCUUUACUCCCCCUUCUUCAUUUGCAUCUUCUCCUGCAUUUUUAAAACCUCCAAGAUGGUGCAGAAGAAAACAGAACUCAAAGGUUUCCACCGUUCCUUUAAGGGCCAGAACCCCUUCGACUUCGAAUUCUCCCAGUCCACUCACCUGGAUUCUGUCUUCAACUUCGAAUGCCCCUCUCGGCCCGACAUGCCUUCGAGUCAGCCCAUCGACAUCCCCAAUGCGAAGAAACGAAACAAAAAGAAAAAACGCUGUCGGGCCACAGAUAGCUUUUCCGGAAGGUUCGAAGACGUUUACCAGCUACAAGAAGAGGUCCUCGGAGAAGGGGCUCAUGCGAAAGUGCAGGCCUGUGUUAACCUCAUUACCAAUAAAGAGUAUGCCGUGAAGAUUAUUGAGAAGCGUCUCGGACACAUCCGGAGCAGGGUCUUCCGGGAAGUAGAGAUGCUGUAUCAGUGCCAAGGACAUAGGAACAUCCUGGAGCUGAUUGAGUUCUUUGAGGAGGAAGACCGGUUCUACCUCGUGUUCGAGAAGAUGCGAGGAGGUUCCAUCCUAACUCACAUCCAUCGCCGCCGCCAUUUCAACGAGCUGGAGGCCAGUAUGGUUGUGAACGACAUCGCCAGCGCCCUAAAUUUCUUGCACAACAAAGGAAUAGCACACAGAGAUUUAAAACCAGAAAAUAUCCUUUGUGAAAGCUCCAAUCAGGUUUCGCCCGUGAAAAUCUGCGAUUUCGAUCUAGGAAGCGGGAUCAAGCUGAACGGCGAUUGCUCACCCAUCUCCACUCCAGAGUUGCUCACCCCGUGCGGCUCGGCUGAAUACAUGGCCCCGGAGGUUGUGGAAGCGUUCAACGAGGAAGCCUCGAUCUACGACAAGCGCUGCGACUUGUGGAGUUUGGGGGUCAUCCUGUACAUCAUGCUGAGCGGCUACCCGCCUUUUGUGGGCCACUGCGGGACCGACUGCGGCUGGGACCGCGGCGAAUCGUGUCCCGCUUGCCAGAACAUGUUAUUUGAAAGCAUCCAGGAGGGGAAGUACGAAUUCCCCGACAAGGAUUGGGCUCACAUCUCUUUCGGAGCCAAAGAUCUCAUUUCCAAGCUGCUGGUCAGGGAUGCUAAGAAACGCCUCAGCGCAGCCGAAGUUCUGAAGCACUCGUGGGUGCAAGGGUGUGCUCCGGAUAACACGCUCCCAACCCCGAUCAUUCUUCAAAGGAACAGCUGUGCCAAAGAGCUGACGUCCUUUGCGGCCGAAGCCAUCGCCGUCAACCGCCAGCUGAUGCGGGACGAGGAGGACGAGGCUGCCGCGGAGUCGCACCCCCCCAUCAUCAUCAAAGCUACCUCACGCUCCAUGCAGCUCUCCCCGCCGUCAGAGUCGAAGCUGGCCAAGCGGCGGCAGAAGACGAGCAUGGCAAAAUUGGACGCCAACCAGCAUCUGGUUACCCCGUUGGUCCUGGUGGGGGGAGAUCACAUGUGAACGCCCCCCCCUCCC